AUGCCAGUAGAAGAAAAGAAAAAGAAGGCUAAAAAAGCAAGUAAAGCUAGCAAUAAGUCAACCGAUCAAACAAUAUCAACACCAACAAAUGGUUGCUAUGUUUGCCAUAAAACAAAUGAAGGAACAGACAAACAAACAAUGCUGACUUGUAAAACUUGUGGAUUAAAAGUUCACGCUGGGUGCUAUGAAAAUACACACUUCUCUCUAAAGUAUGCCGAUUCUUGGGAAUGUGUGGAUUGUAAAAAGUGUGAGGUCUGUAAAGAUGCUAAUUAUAGAGAAGGAAAUGAAAUAUUAAUGUGUAACAGAUGUGAUAAGGGAUACCAUCAACUUUGUUGUUCAGAGAAAUUCCGAACAGUGCCUGAAGGUGAUAAACCAUGGUUUUGUGAGUCUUGUGUAGAUUAUUUGAAGGAAAAGAAGCAAAAAAAGAAGAGGAAAGUUGAAAAACCUGUCACUAAAUCAGAGUCAGCAGAAUCAUUGUUCAAGUUAAAACCUGGUAAGCAUCAAAAGGUUGAGGAUAAGCAAGCUCCAAUAGCAACAACAACACCAUCAUCUAACGAAACAACCUCAACAAUUAAAUCAUCAACUCCUCCACCACCACCAUCAUCAUCAGUAUCAUCAACAAAUGGAAGUACAAAUGAUAAGGAACCAGUCUUGGAAUCAAAUGGUCACAAAAAAGAACAACACGCUCAAACAGAAGUAGCUAAGGAAAAUAUUAACAUUUUCAUCAUUUACAAAACUCAACAAUCUACUCUCUAUUCAUGCUCUUUCCCAUUUCCUUCACUCGAUGGUCCAACAUCUCAAAAUCGCUCAUUGUGGUCUGACAAGUACUUUAAGCAAUUAUGUACUGUGAUCUUCAAUCGAUUGUCAAACAAAAUGAAGGACCUGAUAGAAGAUAAAUGUGUCAAUGCAGAAAUCAAGAAAAUGGUCAAGGAAAAUACAUUUAUCAUUGAUCGUGUUGCAUUAAAAGAAAAGGACAGAUUUGGUGGAGACAUUUUGGUUGAUUUGGAUAGAAUUUACUUUGAAGAUUAUGAGUUACGUAGUGGAGACACAUUGGUUGUGGAUUUGUCAAUCGAAACAAAAAGCAAUGGUCAAACUAUUAGAUGGAGCCAAUAA
Molecule: messenger RNA, 1113 nt
Organism: Naegleria gruberi
Lineage: Eukaryota; Heterolobosea; Eutetramitea; Acrasida; Naegleriidae
Exons: 1
Coding region: 1-1113 (370 amino acids)
Source: RefSeq, a predicted model, not a curated record